GCCCCCGCCCCCUCCUGCUCUCCUCAGAGGCUCCGAGACGCCUCAGCGGCGGCAGCGUCGACCGUUGGCCGGCCGGGCGGGCGGGGGCCUCCUUCUCCCGCGCUCUCCCUGCCUGCCUGCCCGCCUGCCUGCCUCGCGCCGCCCGCCGGCUCGCCCCGGGCGCGCAGGGCGAGGGCGGCGGCGGGACGCCUUUGCUGCUCGCCGGCCGGCCGGCUGACUGGCCGGCCGCGGCGCCCGCGCACCAUGCCGCGCGUCGUCCCGGACCAGCGGAGCAAGUUCGAGAACGAGGAGUUCUUCAGGAAGCUGAGCCGGGAGUGCGAGAUUAAAUAUACUGGCUUCAGGGAUAGACCACAUGAAGAAAGACAGGCCAGGUUUCAAAAUGCAUGCCGGGAUGGACGAUCUGAGAUAGCUUUUGUGGCCACAGGAACCAAUCUGUCUCUCCAGUUUUUUCCGGCCAGCUGGCAGGGGGAGCAGCGGCAAACACCCACCCGAGAAUAUGUUGACUUUGAAAGAGAGGGAGGCAAGGUCUACUUAAAAGCACCCAUGAUCCUUAAUGGGGUCUGUGUUAUUUGGAAAGGCUGGAUAGAUCUCCAAAGACUGGAUGGCAUGGGCUGCCUAGAAUUUGAUGAGGAGCGGGCACAGGAAGAUGCAUUAGCACAGCAGGCUUUUGAAGAAGCACGGAGAAGAACUCGAGAAUUUGAAGACAGAGACCGGUCUCAUCGGGAGGAAAUGGAGGUGAGAGUCUCACAGCUGCUGUCAGUUACUGGCAAGAAGACAACAAGACCCUAGUCCUGGAUCAAACCUGGGAAGUGGCGAUGAUCUCAAAUUGCGCUGAGAAGCAGUGCUGUGCUUUUUAAACUGGGCAAAUUAUGGAAUCAAACGACCAGAAACUGUGAUGACUGGAUAUAUAUAUAUAUAUAUAUAUAUAUAUAAAUAUAUAUAUAAUAGUCUUUUCCCUGAUCUGUGGCAGCCAAACUAUCAUGUCCUGCCAUGGUUUGCACUAUGUUUGUGUUGCAUUACCUGUGUUCCUGUUCUUUAAGCAUGUCGCCAGUGGGAAUUUGAGAUUCUUGUUUUUCUAUGCAAGCUUAUGAUUUCUUGGCACUAUUUUAGCAAAGAGAGAACUUUACACAGCCAUAAAAAUGUUCCUCAGCUGAUACUUGUUCAUUUCAGGAUGGGUCAGAAUAAAUUUUUGUGAGUUCUUAAAAACCAAAACUUUCUAAACUAAUUUUAUAUGAGAUGUUGGACGUUUGUCAUAAUGUUCUUGCUUUUAGACACACACGCUUUGUGGUUGUCUCUUUUUGCACUUUUUUCUCAACUUGCAAAAGAUUUUACCCUUUUACAUUAUGCAACCUGAACCAAGUAACACGGUGUUGUCUGUUGAUUUACUGAAUUACAUGGUUUUAUUUUUAAAAAGACCAUGGUAUCCUAUUAUUUUAGUUUACAAGUUCCAGUGGCAAAAGGAGUCUUAACCUGUCAGUACAUUCUGAUGCAAAUUGAAUUCUGAAAUUGUUCUUCUGAAUUUUUCCUCCAACUUAAAGAGAAAUGGAGACAUUUAAAUAAUGGUACAGUACGUACAAAAUCUCAUACUGGUUGCAAGAUUUCUUUGUGUGUGUGUGUGUGUGUUACUUCAUAUUGUUUCAAUAUUUUCCAAUAGGGUAAGAUUUUGGGUAAAAUUAAUCAAUAUUCACCUA
Messenger RNA from Candoia aspera, 1691 nucleotides. RefSeq names its product core-binding factor subunit beta (gene CBFB). The transcript is spliced from 6 exons. The coding region runs from base 244 to 789 and encodes 181 amino acids. Gene Ontology annotation, biological process: regulation of transcription by RNA polymerase II. The record is from RefSeq and is a predicted model, not a curated record. NCBI's taxonomy places the organism in Eukaryota, Metazoa, Chordata, Lepidosauria, Squamata, Candoiidae. Gene Ontology annotation, cellular component: nucleus; core-binding factor complex. Gene Ontology annotation, molecular function: transcription coactivator activity; sequence-specific DNA binding.